Molecule: messenger RNA, 2604 nt
Organism: Kazachstania africana CBS 2517
Lineage: Eukaryota; Fungi; Ascomycota; Saccharomycetes; Saccharomycetales; Saccharomycetaceae
Gene: APE2
Product: metallo-aminopeptidase
Exons: 1
Coding region: 1-2604 (867 amino acids)
Biological process (GO): peptide catabolic process; proteolysis
Cellular component (GO): cytoplasm
Molecular function (GO): zinc ion binding; metalloaminopeptidase activity; peptide binding
Source: RefSeq, a predicted model, not a curated record
AUGUCGACGCAAGCUGCAAUUGACCGUGAGGUGCUUCCAAAUAACGUUACUCCAUUACACUAUCGUCUCCAAGUGGAGCCAAAUUUUGAAACUUUCAAAUUCAAGGGAUCCGUAAAGAUUGACUUACGAGUGAAUGAUUCACAGGCUGACUCAAUUAAGUUGAAUACGGUAGAUAUUGACGUUCAUUCUGCUAAACUAGACUCUACUGUGGCAGCUUCUGAGAUUAAAAUUGACAGUGAGUCCCAGAUAGCUGAAUUUGUGUUUCCUAAGGGUACUUUUGCCUCCCAUAGUGAAGAAGUUGUCACUCUAGAUAUUGAUUACACUGGCGAAUUAAAUGACAAUAUGGCUGGUUUCUAUAGAGCCAAGUAUGAAGAUAAAAAGACCGGUGAAACUAAAUAUAUGGCUACUACUCAAAUGGAACCAACAGAUGCUAGAAGAGCAUUCCCUUGCUUCGAUGAACCUAAUCUUAAAGCCACUUUUGAUAUUACUUUGGUUUCUGAACCUAAAUUGACACAUCUUUCCAACAUGGAUGUCAAUCUAGAAGAAAUUAAAGAUGGAAAGAAAUUUACAACUUUCAAUACAACUCCAAAGAUGUCCACCUAUUUAGUUGCAUUCAUCGUCGCCGAAUUGAAUUACGUUGAAAAUAACGACUUCCGUAUUCCUGUAAGAGUUUAUGCCACACCAGGUGAUGAACAUUUAGGUAAAUUUUCAGUCGAUUUAACUGCAAAGACCUUAGAUUUCUUUGAAAAGACUUUCAACAUCAAGUAUCCAUUACCAAAAAUGGACAAUGUUGCAGUCCACGAAUUCUCCGCAGGUGCCAUGGAAAAUUGGGGUCUUGUUACCUAUAGAGUCGUCGACCUUCUUUUAGACCAAGAAAAUGCUACAUUAGAUAGAAUCCAAAGAGUCUCUGAGGUCGUCCAACAUGAAUUGGCUCAUCAAUGGUUCGGUAACUUGGUCACCAUGGAUUGGUGGGAGGGUUUAUGGUUGAAUGAAGGUUUUGCUACUUGGAUGUCUUGGUAUUCUUGUAAUGAAUUCAAACCAGAAUGGAAAGUCUGGGAACAAUAUGUUGCUGACACUUUACAACAUGCCUUAGGUUUAGAUGCGUUGAGAUCUUCACAUCCUAUUGAAGUCCCAGUGAAGAAAGCUGACGAAAUUAACCAAAUUUUCGACGCUAUUUCAUACUCCAAAGGUUCUUCUUUACUAAGAAUGAUAUCCAAAUGGUUAGGUGAAGACGUUUUCAUCAAAGGUAUUUCUAACUAUUUAAAUAAAUUUAAAUUUGGCAACGCAAAGACCGAAGAUUUAUGGGAUGCAUUAUCCGAAGCAUCGGGUAAAGAUGUUACUAAGGUGAUGAGUAUUUGGACCAAGAAAGUGGGUUUUCCAGUCAUUACCGUUAAAGAAGAAGGAAAUAAAGUCACUUUCAUUCAAAAUCGUUACUUAUCUACAAAUGAUGUCAAUGCUAAUGAAGAUGAAACUUUGUAUCCUGUCUUCUUAGCCUUGAAGGAUAAAUCCGGAAUGGUAGACAACUCUUUAGUUCUUAAUGAAAGAGAAAAAACAAUUGAAUUGAAAGAUAGUGAAUUUUUCAAGAUUAACGGCGGUCAAUCUGGUAUUUACAUUGCUUCAUAUUCUGAUAAAAGAUGGGCCAAAUUUGGUGAACAAGCUGAUUAUUUGUCUGUUGAAGACCGUACUGGUUUAGUUGCAGAUGCCAAAGCCCUAGCUUCCUCAGGAUAUACAUCAACAAAAAAUUUCUUAAAUCUAAUCUCCAGCUGGAAGAAUGAAAAAUCUUUUGUUGUUUGGGAACAAAUGAUUAACAGUAUUGGCUCUUUAAAGGCAACCUGGCUAUUCGAGUCUAAGGAAACUAUUGAUACAAUUAAUAAAUUCACGCAAGAUCUAAUUUCAACCAAGUUAAAUGAAUUAGGCUGGGAAAUUAAAUCCUCUGACUCUUUUGAAACCCAAAAGUUGAAAGUUGCAUUAUUAGGUGCAGCAUCUGGUGCAAGACACCCUGAAUUUGAAGCCAUGGCGUUGAAAAUGUUUAAAGAGUACACUGUUGAAAAGAAUAAAAAUGCCAUCCCUGCUUUAAUCAAACCGAUUGUCUUUAGCUCUGUGGCUAAUAUUGGAGGUGCAGAAAAUUAUGAGAAAUUAUUCAAUAUUUUCAAGAAUCCAAGUUCUACGGAUGAAAAAUUAUCUGCUUUAAGAACUUUAGGUAGAUUCAAAGAACAAGAAUUACUUGAAAGAACCUUAGGUUACUUAUUUGAUGGUACUGUCUUGAAUCAAGAUAUUUACAUCCCAAUGCAAGGAAUGAGAUCAAACACUGAAGGUGUUAACGCUUUAUGGCAAUGGACUCAAGAUAAUUGGGACGAAUUGGCAAAGAGAUUACCACCUGGCUUAUCAAUGUUAGGAUCUGUUGUCAUCAUUGCUACAUCCUCUUUCACUUCUUCGGAGAAGAUCGAAGAAAUCCAAGACUUCUUUAGCAAGAGAUCUGUCAAGGGUUUUGACCAAAGUUUAGCCCAAUCCAUUGAUACCAUCAAAUCAAAGGCUCAAUGGAUCGAGAGAGAUCGUGCUGCUGUCAGAGAUUACUUGAAAGCAAAGGGAUACGACAAGGCCUAG